Molecule: messenger RNA, 867 nt
Organism: Pipistrellus nathusii (Nathusius's pipistrelle)
Lineage: Eukaryota; Metazoa; Chordata; Mammalia; Chiroptera; Vespertilionidae
Source: the annotation of a GenBank genome assembly
AUGAAGGACCGGACGCAGGAGCUGCGGAGUGCGAAAGACAGUGACGAUGAGGAGGAGGUGGUCCACGUGGAUCGGGACCACUUCAUGGAUGAGUUCUUUGAGCAGGUGGAGGAGAUCCGGGGCUGCAUUGAGAAGCUGUCGGAGGACGUGGAGCAGGUGAAGAAACAGCACAGCGCCAUCCUGGCCGCCCCCAACCCGGACGAGAAGACCAAACAGGAGCUGGAGGACCUCACUGCAGACAUCAAGAAGACGGCCAACAAGGUUCGGUCCAAAUUGAAAGCGAUCGAGCAGAGCAUCGAGCAGGAGGAGGGCCUGAACCGUUCCUCCGCGGACCUGCGCAUCCGCAAGACUCAGCAUUCUACACUCUCCCGGAAGUUCGUGGAAGUAAUGACCGAAUAUAACGCGACCCAGUCCAAGUACCGGGACCGCUGCAAGGACAGGAUCCAGCGGCAGCUGGAGAUCACCGGAAGGACCACAACCAACGAAGAACUGGAGGACAUGCUGGAGAGCGGGAAGUUGGCCAUCUUCACGGAUGACAUCAAAAUGGACUCCCAGAUGACGAAGCAGGCGCUGAACGAGAUCGAGACGAGGCACAACGAGAUCAUCAAACUGGAAACCAGCAUCCGCGAGCUGCACGACAUGUUUGUGGACAUGGCCAUGCUCGUGGAGAGCCAGGGCGAGAUGAUUGACCGGAUCGAAUACAACGUGGAACAUUCCGUGGACUACGUGGAGCGAGCUGUGUCUGACACGAAGAAAGCCGUGAGAUAUCAGAGCAAGGCCCGGAGGAAGAAAAUCAUGAUCAUCAUUUGCUGUGUGGUGCUGGGGGUGGUCUUGGCGUCAUCCAUUGGGGGGACGCUGGGCUUGUAG